CCGCGGCGGGAGCUGUCCGCGACUCCUAGUGCUGAAGUAGGCGCGGACGUGCCUAGUGCCCGGCGCGUAGUAAUCGGCUCCCGGUGCCCGGGCCAGUGAAGACCAUGGCGUUCAUGGUGAAGACCAUGGUGGGCAGCCAGCUGAAGAACCUCACUGGGAGCCUGGGGGGCGGCGAGGACAAGGGGAACGGGGACAAGUCGGCGGCUGAAGCGCAGGGCAUGAGCCGAGAGGAGUACGAGGAAUAUCAGAAGCAACUGGUGGAAGAGAAGAUGGAGCGGGACGCACAGUUCACACAGAGAAAGGCAGAGCGCGCCACGCUGCGGAGCCACUUCCGAGACAAAUACCAGCUGCCCAAGAACGAGACUGACGAGAGCCAGAUCCAGAUGGCAGGUGGAGACAUGGAACUGCCCCAGGGGCUGGCGAAGAUGAUUGAGGAGGACGCAGAGGAGGAGGAACAGGCCUCAGUCCUCGGGCAGCUGGCGAGCCUCCCUGGCUUAGACCUUGGCUCACUGAAGGACAAGGCCCAGGCCACCCUGGGGGAGCUCAAGCAAUCCGCUGAGAAGUGCCACAUCAUGUGACUACUCCCCCUGGGGUUGCCCUUUGGGGUGACCAGAGGGCUGGGCCCACACUAGCGACCCUUACCCCACCAAGGCUUUGUUUCCCCAGCCUGCCUCUGGUCUCUCCCUCUCCACUGGGAGCGAUGUCCCCACUCCACCUCUCAGGACUCACCCUCCCUGCUCAGCCUGGGGAAGCCUCCCAAAAUUGUAGGAAUAGGCCCGACCUUCUCUAGCCACGGCCCCUCAUUCCUGCACACAGAGCACCCAUAGAGAAACACACAGAGGGACAGAGACCUCGGCAUGUGCAGAGGCAUACGCCCCAGACGCAUCCUGGCACACACAGACACACAUGCACAGGCCAGCCCCCCGGUGCCCAGCCCCUCUAGACACCAACACUCAGAUAUGCUUAGAGGAGGCUUCAGGCAGACACCCCCAGCAGACAGGAGGCCUGACUUUGAGUCUCCAUGUUUAUUUUCAUUGAAACACACUGCUCCUCAUCUACAAAAUGGGGGUGGAUGGGGUGAUUUCUGAGACUCAUUCUAGCUUAGCCUCCCUGGCCCCCUGGAGUCAAUCCCACCCCUUCUCUGGGCAGGGCAGCAGCUGCAGCCAUAGCCUCAAGCAGAAGCCACUGUGGGCUCUGGUUCUUGGGAGCUGAGCAAUGCUGUGCAAGGGACCAAGUGCCAAAGAUGAAGCUGGAACAGUAGCCAGACAGCUCCCGGCGUCCUCUGGGCCCAGGGCCCAGCCAAUUUCUGUUUUGUUCCUGUAGAACUCUCUCUGGAUUCCAUAGCUGGAUCUCCUCAUUCAGCUCAGUGAAAAAUAAAAAUUCCAAAUGACCUGUCUGUCCCCCGACUUCUUACUGCUCUUCAGGAGUCUUAUUCUCAGCUCCCCAACCCUGCCCUUGGGGGGUGUCCUCUACCUCCUCACACGCUGCUUCAUAGGAGCACCAGCCCCUAGAAGAUGGUCCAGAUCUAUCCUCUCAGGGCCCUGGACAAGCACCAGGUCCAGCCUGGGGCCGGAUGAAACACAUCUGGGCUUUGAGGAGGAUGGACGGGCAGGGCCUCUGGGGCGUGAGCUGAGACCACAGGCGGGGCUACCACUCAACCACAGCUGUCUCUCGUACCUGUGCCAACGUCCCCUCCUCACCUUGGAGAUGGAAGGUGUGACAAAAAGAAGACAGGCAGUUGUGUUCUAGCCCUGGCACUGCUGUGUGACUUUGAGCAGAUCCCUUUCUUCCUGUGAGCCUGUUU
This is a messenger RNA of Rhinolophus ferrumequinum (greater horseshoe bat), 1804 nucleotides long. RefSeq names its product complexin 3 (gene CPLX3). Gene Ontology annotation, biological process: synaptic vesicle exocytosis; neurotransmitter transport; regulation of neurotransmitter secretion. The transcript has 3 exons. The record is from RefSeq and is a predicted model, not a curated record. Gene Ontology annotation, molecular function: syntaxin binding. The coding region runs from base 105 to 578 and encodes 157 amino acids. NCBI's taxonomy places the organism in Eukaryota, Metazoa, Chordata, Mammalia, Chiroptera, Rhinolophidae. Gene Ontology annotation, cellular component: SNARE complex; terminal bouton.